UUUAUAUUAAUUUGGAAUACCACCAAACUACAUUCAACUUCUUCAUAAUUAUAUAAACUCUUGUUUUUUUAUAAAAAAAAUGCCUCUGAAGCUACUAGUUUUUAGUGUAAUUAUUAUUACAUUUUCACUAUUCUAUACAAUCUCUUGCGAUGAGAAAGGUGUAAAGUUUGAAUUUUAUGGCUUAAAAGAAUCUGAGUGGUUGAAACGUAAUAAAAAGUUUCUCAAAACUUUAAAUAAAUUCCUUAUUGAUUAUUGUAAUAAAAAAUCAAAGGCUUGUUUCGUACUUGAUAAGUAUGAAAUUGUGGAAAAGAAAUCAGGAUCUUUAUUUAUAACCUUCUUUUCACGAUCAAGGAUUGACGAAAAGUCUUUGUUCAAAGUUGUUAAAGAUAAACGUGAAGAAAUUGAAGAUACUAUUUAUGGUAACCGUAUCUUACAAGUUGGUUCUGAAACCUUGCCUUUACCGCCUAGAAAGGAGCUUAAUAUCAUAAUUGGUACUAUAUUUGUAUUUUUAACUCUCAUUUUAACUGGAAUUGGUGUCGGCAGCUUUAUUUAUGAUCAGAGAAAGUAUCGUAUAAUUAGUCAAAAAAGAAGACUUUCUAUUAAAGAGUCGGAAUUUAGACAAAGUACGUCGAGUCAAGGUGUAGGAAUACCAGGAAAUUAUAUGAAAUCCGUGGCUUUGGAACACUCAGCGCUGCCUCCAAUCCCUAAUAAACGUAGUUUAAUUAGCCACCCUACGCAUACGGUCUCCUUUAGCGUUUCUGAACCGUCCACAAAUGGAAGAAAAAGAGAAGAGGAUCGUAAAAAUCAAAUUGCUGUUAUAAGGAUAAGUGAUGAAGGAGUUUAUCACGUUCAUCCACCAACGACAAUAUCUAAUUAGAUAUAUCUUUCAUGGCUUUCUUAAUGCUUUUAACAAGUAAUGAUUGUUUUCUUGUAUUAGUUUUUUUUUUAUAACAUUACAAUUGUAUUUACAAAAAAAAUAACAUUAAUCAUUCUGAUGCUGUUUGAUUGUCUUUUUCCAUUUGUUUUAAUUCCAUAUCAAUUCGUUCUUUCGCUCUUACAACUUUUGAUUGUAAGUAUAAUGACCCACCCUUUGAUUUAUCAUUUACUUUAAAUAAAUGAUCGUAAUUUUUAUUCAAUGUUUCUAAAUCAUGAAUAUCCUUUAUAUUUAAUACUUGCAGCGCUUCUUGUACUGUUAUACCGCUAACCGAAUUGGCGGCGGCCUGUUGGGACGUCGACUUUGUUGAUCUGGCCUGUGCAGCUCUUUGAGAGUUUUGUAUUUCUUGUCUAAGAGCCCUAGUAAACGCCCUGCCCACAACUUGGGCUCCGGCAACGAUAACUUGAGCUAGAUAUUUUGCCUACACAUAGAAAACAUGUCAUAAAUGAACUUGAAACAUGUGCAGCAGGACCAAUGUAUAAAAUAAAUCAUCAAAUCAAAUUGAAUAAUCCUUCUAGUUAGAAGUAAUUACUCCUAUUUAAAAUAUACUUUAUCUAUAUGGCUAAUUCAUAAUUAAUCUCUGUAUACUUGAUCAAAAAACUUACCAUUUUUACUUUAUACUAAAUUUCUGCUAAAACGAUCACGUGUUCAACGUUAUUACUAAAUACCGGGCAUA
This is a messenger RNA of Dimorphilus gyrociliatus, 1610 nucleotides long. NCBI's taxonomy places the organism in Eukaryota, Metazoa, Annelida, Polychaeta, Dinophilidae. The record is from the annotation of a GenBank genome assembly.